Molecule: messenger RNA, 858 nt
Organism: Spea bombifrons (plains spadefoot toad)
Lineage: Eukaryota; Metazoa; Chordata; Amphibia; Anura; Pelobatidae
Product: galanin peptides-like
Exons: 6
Coding region: 125-484 (119 amino acids)
Cellular component (GO): extracellular region
Molecular function (GO): hormone activity
Source: RefSeq, a predicted model, not a curated record
GCCAGGUCCUACCAUCACACCUGUCAUCCAAGAACCGCAAAAACCUAAGAAUACGACAAAGCAAGCUUUUUUUAAAUAUUAUAUUUUUUAUUUGAAAGGAACGUAAGCGACUCUUGACGUUAAGAUGAGGAAUUCCGGGGCCCUGCUGUGCGUCUCUCUGAUUCUCUGUGGUUUGGUAACAGAAUGUUUUGGCUACACUAUAAUGCCUAAAGAUAAAAGAGGAUGGACUCUGAACAGUGCUGGUUACCUACUGGGGCCUCAUGCACAUAGAACCCUGACUGAUAAAGGAAAUGUAGCUGGGAAAAGGGAGGCAACAGAAGAGACGUACAAGCUGGGGCGAGAGACAUUUGGUCCUCAGGUCCAUUCUCUGGAUGAAAACACAGUUCAAACCGUACUAGACUUCCUUUCUUACUUACACCUAAAAGAACUCGGAGCGUUGGAUCAUUUGGCCGUUCUUAUCUCUGAAGAAUCCGCACAACAAUAGUGCAGCAUGUGGCGUACAUCCCAAUGUAUAGCCUGUACAUAGCGCGGACGUACAGAGCCACAGACACAAGACGAAGAGCCACAAAGAAUCCAAGAAGAUUGACAAUUGACAAAAUUGUUACUGUUCUACAAAGCCAAUGUCUCCCCAAGCUUGACUCGGAAACAUUUCAACGCAUUCUUUUUUGUAAUUCCAAUUGUUUUACAUUCUAACAUUGUCUACAAACAUUUCCUAACCUAAAUUGUGUUAAAAAAAAAUUGACCAACAUGACUGCACCGAUGUUAAGCUCAAAGGAAACAUGUAAACAGAUCCCAACUCAAUAAAUCUAGAGAAAUUUAUUGCAUAAUGACUUUUACGGUGAGGUCAUCUACGAUGGU